AUGCUUUUUCCGUGUUUAUUUACCAGGUUGGCAGUACCUAGGCUAUUUGUCCCGGCGACAAUACCGAAAUUGUCACUUACAAGGUCGAUAUCGCCUGUAUUUGCAACAAGUCGUGCUUUCUCGACGUGUCAACCUAAAUGGGCCACACUAAAUCAAAUAAAAAGAGGUGUAGAGCCUCCAAAACGCAAGAAGGACACUGUUUCGCCUGAUUUGUACCAGUGCCCGCUUCGUAAAGGUGUUGUACUAAGAGUUAUGGUUCUCAAACCCAAGAAACCUAAUUCUGCACAACGUAAGGCGUGUAGGGUGAGACUGACCAACGGCAAAGUUAUUUCGGCGUAUAUCCCAGGAGAGGGUCACAAUGCUCAAGAGCACAGUAUAGUAUAUGUGCGUGGAGGUCGUUGCCAGGACUUACCUGGUGUCAAAUAUCGUGUUAUCCGCGGUGGAGGUGAUCUCAGCGGUGUGGUAAACCGGAUUACGUCCCGGUCUAAAUACGGUGUUAAAAAGCCCCAAAAGGCGUAG
Lachancea nothofagi CBS 11611 is the source of this 519-nucleotide messenger RNA. Lineage: Eukaryota; Fungi; Ascomycota; Saccharomycetes; Saccharomycetales; Saccharomycetaceae. The record is from the annotation of a GenBank genome assembly.